AUGGAUCCUUCAAAUACUAUGGAGCAAAUUAAGGCAGCCUCGAUAAACGAAAAGUUUCUUGGAUAUAAAAGCCAAGGGUAUUAUAGUCAAUUGUUCGGAAAAGGCAGCUUGCGGUACCAAUUGCGACAAUUUCUCUUACCGUACGUUCGCAGCGAAAGUAUAUAUUUGCAUAAACUCCAGUCACGUCUAAGAAGGACUUGGCUAGAUACGUACUUUUGUUACAGUGCUACCCUUGGCACGCACGUAUUCUUUAUGCUUGCAUUGCCUAUUUUCUUCUGGUCUGGAUGUAUCAACUUUACGCUAGACAUUACACAACUGUUUGCAGCUGGGGUUUACUUCAGUGGCAUUCUAAAGGACUUCCUUUGCUUACCGCGUCCCUUGUCGCCACCCCUAAUCCGUUUGACUUUGUCAUCCGAUGCCGAAUAUGAAUACGGAUUUCCAAGUACACAUACAACGAAUGCAGUUUCCACAGGCUCCUAUUCGAUAUUUAUGCUUGUUAGCAUGAAGGAAUCCAUGUCUCCUCCUUGCUUUCACUUACUUGUUUUUCUCAGCCUUCUCUACAUCUUUUCAAUUUCCUUGGGUCGAUUGUAUUGUGGCAUGCAUGGAUUUAUGGACGUAAUCGUUGGCUCUUUCAUCGGAAUCUGUUUAUCAUGUAUUCAAUGGAAGUAUUCCGAUAUAUUUCAUUCCGUAAACACAAGUUCGUCUUGUCAUGUGCCCAUAACGGUCGUUGCGGUUUCCUUAUAUUUUAUAUGGAUGCAUCCUUUGCCUGCGGAACACUGCAUUUGCAUCGAUGAUAGUAUUUCUUUUGUGGCAGUGAUUAUGGGGAUUGAUUUGGGCACAUGGCUUUCGUCUCCCGAGUCUAUAAAUUAUUUAAUUGGUGGUAUCAACGCAACAUUUAUUUUGCGUUUUGUUCUUCGAAUUGUUUUUGGUGUUACGAUGAUUUUUUUCUGGAAGUCUUUCGCUAAACAAGCAUUGUUGACGCUCUUACCAUCAAUGUAUAAAAAAUUACGGAUUUGCCAAUGGAAAAUUUCGUCCGCGUCGAAAGGGAUUCGUGCGGCUAGUGGUUCCAAUAAUGCUUCAGGUACCACUAAAACACCCUUGGGCAAUGUAUCUGGUCAUGAACUCUGUUGUAGCUUUGACUGUGAGACAGUUGCACGAAUUGUUAUUUAUGCAGGGAUUGGAUUUCUUUCCACGUACUUUGCUCCAAUCGUAUUUCGCUGGUGGAAAAUUUAA
This is a messenger RNA of Schizosaccharomyces osmophilus, 1233 nucleotides long. RefSeq names its product sphingosine-1-phosphate phosphatase Spg1/Lcb3 (gene sgp1). The transcript is spliced from 3 exons. NCBI's taxonomy places the organism in Eukaryota, Fungi, Ascomycota, Schizosaccharomycetes, Schizosaccharomycetales, Schizosaccharomycetaceae. Gene Ontology annotation, cellular component: endoplasmic reticulum membrane. Gene Ontology annotation, molecular function: sphingosine-1-phosphate phosphatase activity. The record is from RefSeq and is a predicted model, not a curated record. Bases 1 to 1233 code for a protein of 410 amino acids.